AUGAGAUCUGUACCCACGUUGAUCUUCAUGACCGUCUUUGUCGUAGGGUCAUUGGCUGCCAUGUUGCAAAAUGGCUUCAUGGUCUUUGUGCUGGGCUGGGAACGGGUGCAAUGUGGGAAGCUGGCUGCUGGGGACAUGAUUGUGAGCUGUCUAGCUGCGUCCCGGUUCUGCCUGCAUGGGAUAUCUCUCUUGAACAACCUGCUGACCUUCCUUUCUGUUUGUCCAGAAGUGAUCUAUUUUAACAUCCCCUGGGACUUUAUCAACACUCUCAUGUUCUGGCUCAGUAGCUGGCUUGCAUUCUUCUACUGUGUGAAGAUCUCAUCUUUCUCUCAUCCCAUCUUCUUCUGGCUCAAGUGGAGGAUUUCUUGGUUGGUGCCCAGGCUGUUGUUGAGCUCCCUGAUCCUUGCUUCUCUGACAACCAUCUCAUCCACCAUUGGGAAUAUAAGACUUGUCAGGAUGCUCACCUUGCUGAGUUUCUGUGGAAAUGAUACCCUGUAUAGUAGUAGACUACAAGACUUUUCUCAACAUGUUUUUCUGCCUUCUUUGCUGCUGGCGUUAUCUCUUCCUUUCCUAUUGAUCCUGGUGUCCACCCUUCUGCUUAUGUUUUCACUGCACCAACAUUUGCAGAACAUGAGGGAUUGCAGAUCUGGUUCCCAGGAUCUGAGCACUCGGGUUCACACGGUGGCCCUGAAGUCACUUACCUUCUUCCUUAUCUUCUACAUGUCAUAUUUUCUGUCCUUGGUAUUUGUGACAUUAAAAAUCACCAUCUUCAAGAACCACUGGCACUGGAUCUGGGAAGCGAUUACCUACAUAGGCAUCAGCCUCCAUUCUAGCAUCUUGGUGCUCAACAACUCCAAGCUGAGAAAGGCCCUACAGAUGAACCAUUGGAAACACUCUGUUCAAAGUGUGUUUUGUCUUGAGUGA
This is a messenger RNA of Erinaceus europaeus (western European hedgehog), 924 nucleotides long. Its product is annotated as taste receptor type 2 member 134. Gene Ontology annotation, molecular function: G protein-coupled receptor activity; bitter taste receptor activity. The record is from RefSeq and is a predicted model, not a curated record. Gene Ontology annotation, cellular component: membrane. Bases 1 to 924 code for a protein of 307 amino acids. The transcript has a single exon. NCBI's taxonomy places the organism in Eukaryota, Metazoa, Chordata, Mammalia, Eulipotyphla, Erinaceidae. Gene Ontology annotation, biological process: G protein-coupled receptor signaling pathway; sensory perception of taste; detection of chemical stimulus involved in sensory perception of bitter taste.